Molecule: messenger RNA, 1218 nt
Organism: Paramacrobiotus metropolitanus
Lineage: Eukaryota; Metazoa; Tardigrada; Eutardigrada; Parachela; Macrobiotidae
Exons: 2
Coding region: 175-1107 (310 amino acids)
Source: RefSeq, a predicted model, not a curated record
GUUGUAUAGUAGAGCGCGUGAUUUCUGAAACUGCUCGUUAGGAAAGACCAUUUUCAGAGUUUUCGCUGUAUCUCAACUAGUAUGAUAACCCUUUAAGUCCUUUUUGGCUUUGGCUUCAUUAAUAAUAACGUUCUAUAUUUAACCCAGCUGGCACGGAAUCAUCGUGUGUAUUCAAUGCUUAAACAACCAUGCAGGAUAUUCACCAUCGCCUUGAUUGCCCUGGUUGCGUUGUACUUCGCCGUUUUCUUGACUGCAGUCUCUGACACACAGUUUAUAAAAACAUCAUUCAUUACGCCAUUCAGAGAUAAUCAAAAAGAACCUCCUAACAUCUCCCAAACUGCUUCUCGGCAUCCCCUACCAAAUAUUGUGCAAGAUAUCGUGAGUUAUGGCGACGGAGACAGAUUUCCGGUACACAUAGUUCGGUUUUAUAGGCAUCCACCCAAUAAUUCGCACAGUUUCUGCUGGACAGAAUGUGUUAGCGUCCUGUCUAUUUUGCUUUAUGUGCAACCAAGCAAAAUUUACAUCCACACAAAUUACCCCGAAUUCUGGCCAUUCGAUGCUUGUAAUAUGAUCAACAACUAUUCACUGGUUAACUUUAUUUCCACUCCGCUGCGGUUAGUAAUUAAUGGGAGACGGAUUGCAGAAAUCCAACAUGAAGCGGAUACUGCAAAGCAAACGUUGUUGAAUGACUGGAAAACAGGCAAAUGGGAGUGCCUGCUAUCGCGCGAAGACCAGUGGAUGAACAGCGGAUUUAUCGCUUGCCGGAAAGGUCAUACUUUCAUUCAGGAAAUAUUGGCUCGCUAUUGGAAUGAUUAUCGCGAUGAGUGGCUAUAUAACAGCGGUAAAGUGCCGUACGAGAUCUACAACACCAAUUUCGAUCGGUAUCGUCUGGCACUUUACGUGGACGGACAAAUGGCCACGCACAACAGAUUCUACAGUGGAUCCAUUCGAUACAGAGAAAUUCCGGCAUGGCACUCGUUCUACCAUAGUUGUGAGGAUAAUGCAACCAAUACCGUCCAGUUAGCCGUUAACUCGACGUUCUGGGAGAUGCUGCAUUUCGUCCUGAGAGAAGGAGAGAAAGCCUUCCAGACUUCCGGUUCUACAUGAUAUGUACCAUUGUCGACAGCAUCGAUGGCCAAUUGUGAUUAAUUAUACACAUCACUUCAAGACUGGAAAUUACUCAGUUUAAAAAUGAUAAAAAGAAUAGAAGCCUGCUGA